AUGACAAAAGUGGCUGAGGAAAUAUUGAAUGAAAGCUACAUUCGAUCUCUGAAUCUGACGACAUGCUGCUGCAGAAGAUUUCAAACAGAUAAAAUACUAUUCCCGCACGCAGUUGCUGUAAUCAGGAAAUACGACAAAGAUCCUUUGUUCUAUUGUUCAAAGUACUACAUGAAGGAGACGUACGUCAACACGUACAAUCACACUAUGUAUCCAAUGACGAAUAUGUCAACAUGGAAUACACCUCAAGAAGUAAAAGAUACAAUCAUGCUGCCUCUAGAAUCAAGAACAAAAUCUGGAAAACCGAAGAAGAAACGCAUAUUAGAAGGACAUGAAAAAAGGUUAAAGAAUAAAUGCAUGGUUUGCAAGAAGAUGGGUCACAAUAAAAAAACAUGCAGAAGAUGA
Messenger RNA from Mercurialis annua (annual mercury), 402 nucleotides. RefSeq lists its product as uncharacterized. Gene Ontology annotation, molecular function: nucleic acid binding; zinc ion binding. The record is from RefSeq and is a predicted model, not a curated record. The transcript is spliced from 2 exons. Lineage: Eukaryota; Viridiplantae; Streptophyta; Magnoliopsida; Malpighiales; Euphorbiaceae. The coding region runs from base 1 to 402 and encodes 133 amino acids.